Messenger RNA from Capsicum annuum, 1365 nucleotides. RefSeq lists its product as uncharacterized. The transcript is spliced from 4 exons. Gene Ontology annotation, molecular function: nucleic acid binding; RNA-DNA hybrid ribonuclease activity. Lineage: Eukaryota; Viridiplantae; Streptophyta; Magnoliopsida; Solanales; Solanaceae. Bases 1 to 1365 code for a protein of 454 amino acids. The record is from RefSeq and is a predicted model, not a curated record.
AUGUGGAAUAAAUAUUGCAAAAAGUUGCAUCCUUUAUUAACUAAAGGAUAUGGAGCCUCUCAUGCAUGGAAGAAAAUCAUUACUGCAAGAGAUGAGGUGGAACAUAACAUUUGGUGGCAGAUUAAAGCUGGAAGCUCAAUCUUUAGGUAUAAUAGUUGGACUAAACAGGGUGCUUUGUAUUAUAUUGAAGGAGACUCUUUUCAACAUGAAGAGUUAGAGGUAAAUAAUUUUAGCAGAAAUGGGGAAUGGGACAAACAGAGGUUACUAUCCUAUUUUUCGGAGGAGAUGGUGGACAUGAUAUUGGAGUACAUAAAGCCUACAGUAGAAGUUUAUUUGAAUAACAAGCCUUGGUGGAUGGGGAAUACAAGUGGAAGUUCACUGUUAAGUCAGCCUUGGAGAUCAUUAGAAAGAAAAAAAAGAAAAGGAGAGAUUUUGAGUUCAUUUGGAACAAGGGAUUACCUUUUAAAUACAAUUUUAUACUUUGGAGGGAGGGAGGAAACUAUGACCCAUGUUUUACUAACAUCUCCUAUAGCUUUCAAGCUUUGGAGAAAGUUUGCUCAUUUUGCAGCCAUAAUCAUGUGGAUUUUAUGGAAAAGGAGGAACACCAUUAAACAUGACGGUUCUACUCAUUUGAAUGGAAUGGUUUGCCAGGUUCAGCAAGUGAUUAAAAAGUUGAUCAAAACAACAUAUCCAUGGAUUAAGCUGAAAGGAUGGACAUGGGAAGAAGUAGUGGACAGUAUGGGUACAUAUAGACCAAAAUUACAUUUUCAAAAGGUGUUAUGGAAGAAACCAGAUGUAUUGCAAUUAAAAUGCAAUAUAGAUGGUGCUUGCAGAGGAAACCCAGGGAUGAGUUCAUAUGGUUUUUUCAUUAGAGAUGAUACUAGAAAUCUAGUGUAUGCAAGAGCUAAAGGCCUAGGGAUGGGCACUAAUGCUGAAGCAGAAGCGAUUGCAGUAAAAGAAGCUCUAGAUUUCUGUUAUGAGAAAGAUUUCAAAAAUCUUAUCAUUGAAACAGAUUCUUUAGGCCUCAGAAAAAUGAUUAUAAAGCAGUGGAAAGUCCCUUGGCAAAUAGUGGAGAUCAUUGAAGAUAUCAGGAUUUACAUUCAUCUUAUAAAUGCAACUAUUACACAUACCUUUAGGAAAGGUAAUACUGUGGCAGACUCACUAGCAAAUGAGAUGGCAGUACCUAGUAGGGUUAAAGAUGAUAGAAAGAUAUUAGCUCCAAUUCACCAUGGCAUAAGCUGUUUACAACACCCAGAGAAGGAGGAAAAGAAGCUUGGAUUCCGGCAGCACUCAGACACCAUUGUUGCGGGCAUAUUGAAGAGAAAAGAAAGAGUACUUGAUACUCUUUGCUCAAAUCCUAUCUGA